Messenger RNA from Cryptotermes secundus, 3313 nucleotides. It is a transcript of the gene CBP, whose product is annotated as sarcoplasmic calcium-binding protein. Lineage: Eukaryota; Metazoa; Arthropoda; Insecta; Blattodea; Kalotermitidae. The record is from RefSeq and is a predicted model, not a curated record. Gene Ontology annotation, cellular component: uniplex complex. Bases 132 to 872 code for a protein of 246 amino acids. Gene Ontology annotation, biological process: calcium import into the mitochondrion; mitochondrial calcium ion homeostasis. Gene Ontology annotation, molecular function: calcium ion binding. The transcript has 6 exons.
CGUUCUGAAGUGUGGUUGGCGUCAAAGUGCACGUACACCACACGGAGUUAUAUGUUUGGGACAUUCAAACGCUCGAUCUGAAAUGAGAAUGAACUUUAGUUCCUUUCAAUUUGUUCAACAUUAAGGAAACCAUGCUUUUACCGUUAUUUCGUGCAGCUGUUCGUGAUAUUAGUGUUACUGGAAAGAGAAGAAUUUCAACCACUACUACUGCUGCUAUUCAACAAGGGUUCGGUAAGAUAACCAAGUUUGCAUCACGACAUUAUGGUCAUAAGCACCCUGAGACAGAAUUUGAUUCUGAUUCUGAUUCCAGAAACCACCAUCAGAGAGAAAAGGGAAAAAGCGAGUUUUGGCUUCGCAAGAUGAGGACUUUUCAUGGUGUAAUUGACGUCAAUAAGGAUGGCAUUGUAUCCUAUGAUGAUUUUCUCAUUCUGGCAAAGAGAUUUGUUACCCUGGGACAUUUAUCAGAAAAUCAAGAAAGGGAGUUUCAAGAGAUCCUAAAGGAAGUGUGGGAAAAACAGUGGGGUGCCCCAGAUUGCUAUAAUUUGGUGAAAACUGAGCAAUACCUGGAGAACAUGCAACAUGUUCUCAGUGAUCCAUCUCUCAAGAGGAAAGUUCAUAAUUUCCUGCCCUACUUGUUCAAGGCUGUGGAUAGAGACAAGGAUGGAGUAAUAUCAGUGGAAGAGUUCAAACUGUUCUUUGAAUGUCUCGGACUGGAGGAAAAGGAUGCAGUUCACAGUUUUACAACAAUUGAUAUCAAUAAAGAUGGGUGCUUGAGCCUAGAAGAGUUUGUGAAGCUUGGCCAAGAAUUUUUCCUGACAGAAGAUCAACAUAAACCCAGCAAAGUGUUCUGGGGUCCACUCAUAAAUCCGUAAAGGAUAUGGGGGACGCUAAAACUACAAAAAUUCUCAAGCAUAUCAUAUUUCAUACGAUACCCUUAAGCCAUGUAAAUAAUUCAUUAAUUUGCCAUUUUGUAUUUUUAAAUAUAAUUCUUACUGUCUGCAUUUUUCAAUGUAACACAAAAUUAAUCAUUUCAUCCUUGGAUGUUUUUAAUAAAUUAAAACAAAUAUUACAAAUGCCUUUUAUUUAAACAGUGUACUUAUAUAAAAGAUCUAUAGUUAGUCUAGUUUCCUUCUUAAGGAAAAAAGUGGGCUUCUGAGAUGAUCAUGCAGUCUAUGUGCUUCCCUUUUUAACUCAGCUGACUAGUUUUCACAAAACUUAUUAUGAUGUCAUAUGACUGUGUGAGUAUGCCACUCCACUUCAAUGUUCUACUGUUAAACUUCCUACAAUAUCAAUAAUGUUGAUGUACACACUUGUGAUGCAACAGUCUCACUAGCACUACGGAAAUGAUGUGUGGUAAUAGAUUUUAAAAAAAUAUUCAACUUCUGUUAAGGUAACUUUAACUUUCUCAUAUAUGCAGUGUAUACAAGCAAUAGUGACAGUGAACGGACUGAUCUCCAGAUUUUGAUCACCCCUGAAUCUGAAAUUGUAAUACAUAUAGGCAGAUACUGUAAUGGUGAAGAAACUUAACACUCAGAUUUUUAUAUCCACGUUUUUGGCACCCAUGAAUACGAAACAGCUGUUUUUGUAACACAGCCUCUGUGUCUGUACAGAUGUGCCCCUCACUAGCAUCUGAACACCUGAUUGGAUUUUAUUCAUUUUUGAUAUAUAAGAUUUUAUCCAGCCAAAGUUUGUAUCUGGUGAAUAUGAACAUUCUAGCUCCAACAAUAGGGCGACUUUGAACAGGCUCCAAACACACCAUGGCAAUUCUCUAAAAAAAAUGGCUCUUAGAUGUCUGAUUAAAUUUUAGCAAUCUAUGGAGAACAGCGCCCUAAGUAAAACUGCAUAGGUGGUUAUCAUACACACAUAAGGGGCCAAAAUGGUUAUGCAGGGUGAGCCAGAAAUACCUGAUGGUUUUUGAAAUGUAAUUACCAUCCUUCCCACUAAGCAAUGCUUCCAUACUAACAGUUGUCAUGCAGUGUUCUUUGAGUUUAGGUGAGAUAUAGCGUUGGUCAAUGUAACACUGCAUUGUGGGUGUGGAACUGUCUAUCAGAACAGUCAGUUAUGGUUGUACAGCAUGAUUUUCAACAACAGUUUCAAACACAUGAUGCACCUAGCUUAAAUACUCCACUGUUGUCGGCACUGACAUGGUGUCAAGAAUGAUCAACGAAAGACAGUGAAUGUCAAGAUUUUCAUGUUCGUUGCAUGUACCCGAUAAUCUGGAGUAAGUAAGAGAAACCAUGUUGUGAAGUCUCCUCAGGUCAGCUCAGUGUCAAGCACUCAUGCUUGGUUUGAAGGACAACAUUCAGUGAAUUUAGCACAAAGAUUAGCAUUAACAUGCCUACAAAAUCCAACUUGCCCAGGAACAUAGUGAACAGGAAAGGCGAAUCAACUCCAGUUUUUCAAUCAAUUCUUGGACUGAUGAACAACAACGACAGGACUGUGAACUCAUCACUGAUUUCAGAUGAGGCCCACUUCCACAUGUCUGGUUAUGUGAACAAACAAAGCUGCCAAUUUUGGGCUGCAAACAACCCACAUGAACUUCUUCAGUGCCCUAUGCAUAAUGCAAAAGUGAAAUGUGGUGCGCAGUUUCUUCUGGUGGCAUUACUGAACCCUGUUUCUUUGAUGACAAGGAGGGAAGAAAUGUAACAGUCAAUGCUGAGUGGUACAUGGCACUGAUGAAAACAAUUCUGCAAAACAAGUUCAAUUUCUGUCAGCUUAAUUAACUGUGGUUUUAACAAGAUGAAGCAACAGCUCACUCAGUAUGGCUUUCCAUGGCUGUUCACGGGUAGCGGUUUCCAGCUAAACUUAUUUCUCAUGUUGGGGACAACUACUUGCCUGAUUUUUCAGCACCAGAUUACUUUAUGUCAUGCUACGUCAAGAGAAUGAUGUACCAGACUGCAGGACUAUGCUGAACAACAACAAGGUCACUCCGAAGGUGUUGUAUUCAAAGACUAAUGUGUAUUUCAUGCACAUCAUGAUGCUACAGAACCUGUAGAUACUUACAUACCAUUACAUAAGACUGCAUCAUUAACAAUAAUGACCUAUAAAAACUAUAAAUAUUAUUUAACAUGGGAACACCUGAAGCAAAGAAACCACUUCGGUGACAUGGGAGGACAAUAUUAAAAGAUAUAUUGAAUAUAGUACAAGGAUAAGUACUGUGUUCAUCUAGUUUGUGUGAAUACAGUAAUAAACUUUCAGCUUUCAGAAAAUAUGGAAAUUUCUUGACUAAAUGUAUGAUUAUUAACUUCUUACAUCUGAGUUAGCAUCCAUUCUUUAUCUUCCAUCAACAUUGCAACACUUUUACAUUCUACAC